CAGGCAGGAUCGCCGUGCGCCUCGCUCUCCCGGGGUUCUUUGCGUUUGGAUGAUAUAAACGCGUAUAUUUUAUUUUUUAAUUGAUGUCUUUAAAGUUGGGAGGAUGGGGCAGAGCAAGAGACAAGAUGGUUUUCUAACCAGUACCGGCGUCGGACUCGAGUACCAGCCUCCGGUCUCCUUUCCUCCUCCUGGAGUCAGGUCGACGGCGUCCGACCCCCUCCCUCCCUUCCUACAAAAAUCUAAAAAAGUCUCGGCUUUUGAUGAAGUUGUCAAUGCUUUUGAGACAACCAAUGGAGACGCUUAUAAGGGGAAGCAUCCGCGGGGGGUCCUUUCUCAGCCCAGUUACCCCCUUCCGCCUCCACACUGGACAGUCCAUUACAACAAGGAAUUUGAAGAGAAUUUUAGAAAUCGGCAACUGAAAAGUCCUCGGAAUAUUCAGAAUCGGCAAAGUGAGAUGAAGGCUGCGUAUCGGGGGGAAUCAGGCCUGCCUUCCCUGAGUGAAUUUCAUGCGGGGCCACAGCCCUUUUCACUGGAGGAUCACCACAACAGCGGGCCGUCACAGUCCAUUGUGGCGAGUACGGAAAACAGGGCACUUUCUGGAAAACCCUACUAUAUAAGAGACAAAGGUGUCCUCGCUCUGAAUGACAUCUACGCUUCCACCACGACUCGGGACUUCAGGGCAUUUACAGCGAAGGAAUUGGGCAGCUACCCCAAGAAGGACGUCCUGACGUAUUGGGAGGCUGAGAAUUACCCCAAGGCCUGGGGACACGGCUUAAAAGAGAACCCUCUCCGUAGGGAUGCUAAGCCAACUCUUCGUCCACCACCACCGAUGCAAGAUACCUCGCGGUUUCCCAAUGUUACCAAAGUACCCAGAAUACCACCAGCCGCCAAACCCGUCCCGAACCGCGGACUCAAAACCUUAGCGCAGGAGAGCUACAACUGGCCCAUGGAGGCCAAGAAAUGCGACCACGUCUACAGCUCUAUGGAGCGGCCCUGGAACGUACCUCGUCAGGGAGCAGCCAAUAUGAUAAUGUCCGUGCCCAAAAUGUACAAAACCGAGUAUAAAACCUACGGAAGUGGCCAGUUGGUCAUCGUGUGAGGUCGUCCGAAGGCACAACAAAAGGGCCGCAGCGUGAAUUACUUAAUUUUAUCAUUUAAAUCCCCAAUGAAAACAUUUUGCUGUGGUCUUCUAAUUACCCCAAACCAAUUAACCCCCCACCCACUCAACCGCACACAGAAACGAGGUGUCUUUUUAAUAAUUUACUCAGCAAGUUGAUGAUGUCCACGCAAAAUGAACCCCUUCGCUCGGAUCUGUGUAUAAAUAGACAAUCUGAAGUAAAAAAAA
This is a messenger RNA of Spea bombifrons (plains spadefoot toad), 1345 nucleotides long. RefSeq lists its product as uncharacterized. The record is from RefSeq and is a predicted model, not a curated record. The transcript is spliced from 5 exons. Bases 104 to 1099 code for a protein of 331 amino acids. NCBI's taxonomy places the organism in Eukaryota, Metazoa, Chordata, Amphibia, Anura, Pelobatidae.